GCUCCGUUGCCUCCACUCAAAAGUUGUAUUCUCCAGAAACACAAGUAGUGCCAAACAGUAGAGGCUAAACUCACUAUAGAAUAUGGAAAGUUAUGGAAAAAUUAUGAAGACCAGAACAGCUGAUAGGAACAACUUGAAAGGAAUUAUUUAUCCAAGGACAAGACCGUAUCAGUAACUAAUUAGGCACGUCUUUUUGUUUCAUGGAGGAAAAGGAAGGAAUCAAAUCAACUGGGCUCUGUAUUCUAUUGAUUCUAGCCACCAUGACCAGCUGAAGACCAACGGAAUAAUUCAAGAAACAAAUUAACCGUCUUAUGGUUUGAAAGUAAUUAAGGCUGGUGUUGACCGCUGAAAACAAACUGACCAGGUUGAGUCAACUGAAAAAGGGUUCCGGUAUUGUUUCUUGCUGGUAUAUAUAUAAGGGCACUAAGCUGAUCAUCUUGCAGAAGGAAAAAAAGAAGCAUCAACUAGCCUAACCAUGGCGACUAUAGGCGUCCUCCUCCUACUCACUCUACUGCUUGAGCUGGUGUCUGCUGAUGUAUUCUGUGACAAUCUUAAGAGCGUCGUCAGUGUCCUCGCCAAGAACACCUCUUCUUCCCCGGAACACUUCGCCACCGCAACCUUCGGCCAAGCCCCUGACAUCGUCUAUGCGCUUGCACUUUGCCGCGGCGACGUCCUCGAUGACUCUUCAUGCGCCAAUUGCGUCACCAACACAUUUGUCAACAGUGUGCUGAACCAAAUGCCACCGCCACCGUUCCAAUGCUACUAUGGAUACGUCUACUUCGGCCUCUGUCUCAUCGUCUACUCUUUCAACGAUGACAUCUUCGCCCCCUUCAACGCUACCGGCCUGGAGCCCUUUGAGAGGUGGAACGUCCGAACAAUCACAAGCGACGUCCGCCUCACCACCAGCGAGGCCGGCCUCGUCGCUAGCAUGAUCCAUGAUCUGCUGGUGGAUACCGUGGAUACGGCAGCCAGAAUGACCCCAAGUAGGUUUGCCACGGGUCUCAUGGACAGUAGAACGAGCUUCCCCAUGGUGUACUCCUUGGCACAAUGCAGGCCAGAUUUGUCUGCCGAUGACUGCAUGUCGUGCUUGCAUCAUCUCCUCGACACUAUCAACUCCACCAUGUCCCGUCGCAUUGGAGCACAGAUCCAUGUCAUAUGGUGUUCUUUGAGGUAUGAGGUGUCAGUGUUCUACAAAGGCGAACCCAUGCUGCAUCACAAGGCACCAUUAGCGCCAGCACCAGCUCCGACUCGAACAAAACGACAGAGACAUAUGAGCAAGUUGUGGGCAAUUGCCAUAGUUGUAGUUGCUCUAGCCGCAGCAGCAUUUCUCUGCUUCAUCCUUUACCAUCGUCAACUCAUAAAGCAAAGAAAAGGUCAAUUGAUGAGAUUAAAGGGAUUAAGGCGUGCUCAGGAUUUGGAAGGAGAGGAACAAUCAGUUUGGCAAGGGAAGAAUUCAGUGUUCUCCAUAUUUGACUUUGAACAGGUCCUGCAGGCCACAAAUAAUUUUUCACAAGAAAACAAACUUGGACAAGGUGGCUUUGGAGCUGUCUACAAGGGCCAAUUUCCUGAAGGGCUGGAGAUAGCAGUUAAGAGACUUGCUUCCCAUUCAGGACAAGGUUUCAAUGAGUUCAGAAAUGAAGUCCAGCUCAUAGCCAAACUCCAGCAUAGAAAUUUGGUUAGGCUCUUGGGAUGUUGCUCUGAAGAAGAGGAGAAAUUAUUGGUCUAUGAAUACUUGCGGAACAAAAGCUUGGAUUUCUUCAUCUUUGAUGAAAAUAAAAGAGCUUUAUUGGAUUGGUCCAAGCUUGUAACAAUAAUUGAAGGAAUAGCACAUGGACUUCUUUACCUACAUAAGCACUCCCGUUUGCGUGUCAUCCAUCGAGAUCUUAAACCAGGCAACAUUCUCUUGGACGCCGAAAUGAAUCCGAAAAUUGCAGACUUCGGGCUUGCAAAAAUAUUCAGCUCUGAUAAUACGGAAGGGAACACUACAAGAAGAGUGGUUGGUACAUAUGGCUACAUGGCCCCUGAAUAUGCUUCUGAGGGCGUCUUCUCUAUCAAAUCCGACGUCUUCAGCUUUGGUGUUAUCAUUUUUGAGAUCCUUAGCGGAAAACGGAAUUCUGGUAGCCAACAGUGCGGUGAUUUCAUCAAUCUCCUUGGAUAUGCAUGGCAAUUAUGGGUAGAGGGAAGGUGGAUUGAUCUCAUCGACGCAACACUGGUUCCCAAGAGUGACUCAACAGAGAUGAUGAGGUGCAUUAACAUAGCAUUUCUUUGUGUACAAGAGAAUGCAGCCGAUCGACCAACCAUGUCAGAUGUUGUCAGAAUGCUAAGCAGUGAAACUAUGAUCAUGGUUGUGCCUAAGCAGCCAGCAUAUGUUAAUGCAAGGGUAGGCAAUGAAGAGGCGCCAACUGCUCCAGAGCCAUGCAGUAUUAAUGAUAUGACCCUAUCUAUCAUAAUUCCUAGAUAGUGUUCUGAUCGUAUAUAUGGUGUGAUUCUUACUACUGUUCGUUGCGUAAUACUACACAUGUUUAAGUGUUGUUUCAAAAUGUGCGAAGAUGCACUCUAAAUUGUAGAAGAAGAAAAAAUCCUAGUUGGAGUAUAUCAGCCACGGAAAAUGUCUUGCAUGAUCACCACUAGCUACAGGCAUAUCUAGCAGACCCCGUAUAUCCUGACCCUAAAAAACACGUAUACGGUAAACUGAAAGCAGUUUUACAGUACCGAUUUUGCUCGAGCGGAACAGAUCAGGUAAACUCGGUCCGUAAAUCUAUU
Brachypodium distachyon (stiff brome) is the source of this 2763-nucleotide messenger RNA. RefSeq names its product cysteine-rich receptor-like protein kinase 10. The transcript is spliced from 7 exons. Gene Ontology annotation, biological process: protein phosphorylation. Gene Ontology annotation, molecular function: ATP binding; protein kinase activity. Lineage: Eukaryota; Viridiplantae; Streptophyta; Magnoliopsida; Poales; Poaceae. The coding region runs from base 476 to 2461 and encodes 661 amino acids. The record is from RefSeq and is a predicted model, not a curated record.